Anthostomella pinea is the source of this 2796-nucleotide messenger RNA. NCBI's taxonomy places the organism in Eukaryota, Fungi, Ascomycota, Sordariomycetes, Xylariales, Xylariaceae. The record is from the annotation of a GenBank genome assembly.
AUGGGCGUCCUCGAAUUGCCCGUCGAGCUUUUGGUGCUCAUUGCUCAAUUCCUGACCCUGCGGGAUGUCGCCAGCUUCUGUCGCUCCUGCCACUUCCUCUGCGCCGUCGUGUCUCCAAACCUGUACUUUCGUGCCAGGAACGACGUCGACCUCCUGUGCUGGGCAGCCGAACAUGACCGAGCUGCCACUGUCGAGAAGUUGCUCAAAGUUGGCGUGAACCCUAAUCAAGUCCAGCCUCAGCCUAUUGAAGAAGACUUCCACUUUAUCCUCGUCGGGCGAGGCCUAUCUCAUAUGUCUGCGGGGGAAACUCAGGACUACUCGGUGCAGCUGAUGCUCUUGGAGCAAGAGAAUCGGAGGAGGCCAUCUGCUGCGGACAUGAGUCUACCGCACGACUUCUUGCGGAGUCAGGUGCCUCAUUCCAAGUCUCAACCGAAAGUCGGGCCGAUCAGUAAUUGCGUGACGGCUCUGCAUACAGCCAGCGGCAAGGGGGAUAUUGCUAUAUCCCGCUUCAUUAUGCACCACUACAAACCUCCGGUCAACGCCCUGGAUCACCACGGUAUGAGCCCGCUAUCUUGGGCUUAUCGAGAAGGCCACGGGCGGGUUAUGACACUGUUGUGGCAAAACGGCGCCGACCUAGACGCUGAUGCUGAUGGCCGAGGUCGCACAUUGUUGCUGGACGCAUGCGCCCGUGGUCAUUUCGCCGCUGCUUCUGAUCUGGUCAAGCUUGGUGUCAACGUCAAUAAGGCCUUUAUGAGCGACGGCGCCACGUUGUUGCAUUAUCUUUGUGGGUUACAAGAUGCCUCCUCACGAUCCUUCUCGGGGAAAAUCUGGGCACCAUUCGACCUCGAGAGCCGUCUGCAAGGAAACUACAGACUCUGGCUACUACAGGCAGCGGUCAAGGCUGGAGCAGACAUCAAUGCUAGAGGGACACGGGACGGUCUCACUCCUCUAGCUGCGGCAGCAAGCAGUGGUCUCUUCCCCAUCGUGCAACUCCUGCUCAAGUAUGGUGCCGAUACCGAGGCUCGAAAUACUCGGAAUGAAACUCCACUCAUGUGUGCGGCCCAAGUGCUAAUGACUAACUCACAAUCUUCGGACUCAUAUCUCCGAACCCUGAUGCUGUUGCUAGGCCACGGAGCCUCGACAACCGCAGUGGAUGAGUCGAACAAGACUGCCUUGCGCGUACUAUCCCUCUCGGAUGCACCCUACAUUCACAAACCUGCCAUGGCACGACUGCUCAUAGCACACGGGUCCCCUCUUCAUCCGACUGACGCAACCGAUUCUGAUUCAUUCAUUUCGAUGACCUUCAGAUAUGGUAAUUUCAGGACCAGCCAGGCUUUACACGAAUGUGGCGCGAGACCACCAUCGAAAUCGAACUUGGUCAAUAUGCUGAAGUAUGCCGUCAAGGGCAAUGACCCACCUAUGCUUAGGUUCACCCUACAGUUCCAUGAUGCUACAAGGAUACUAGCCACUCCAACCCGUCUUUAUUGCGCUCUGAGGGACAAUCGAAACAACGUGGCCAAGAUGAUCCUGGAUGCUGGUGCACCCGCGUCUUAUGUUGGGAAUAACGGCUGGACAUGCCUCCUACAUGCGUGUAAGCAUCAACGUAAGUUCGGAUAUGGGAACGUUGUGCGGAAGCUAUUCGCUGCAGGGGCGAACCCCAAUCAGUCCUCUAAGAGAGGAGAGACGCCCCUCAGCCUCGCGGUUGACCUAUGCAAUGUCGAAAUCGUCGAGAUGUUGCUCGACCAUGGAGCAAACCUGCAUGACGUACAGACCGGCCAAGAAGAAGGUGUCGCUCCCAGGAAUGCCUUCAUAGUGGGCAUAUUCAGCGCAAACUUGGAGACAUUGGAGUGUCUGCUGAAACGCCGCCCGCUAUGUGGGACGACCGAGGCCAAGCGUGCUGAAUACAUGUUCCUCGCCUGUACUCAAAACAACCUCUAUCCGGCGCAGACUCUCAGAGCGCUACUUGGAGCAGGACUGGACCCCAAAAUUCCUCUCAUGGACCACGGUACGCUCCACUUGAACUUGGUUGUGAGGUCGCGGGAUCUUGAGCGGAUCCAGGUGCUGCUCGACCACGGCGCCGACAUUCACAGGCCGCCUGCGGAUUCGUGCCAAGAUUACUCGCAUCUACUUCUCAUGGCUCACCCCACACCCCUCCAGCUUGCGAUUCAACAAACAGAGACCGCCGACGACGGCAUAGUGGAGCUCUUACUUCGGCACCAACCGUCCACAGGUCCGCCUCCGCAAGAACUGGCCGUCUCGUACAUCCAGCUGCUCUGCGAGAAGUACCAUUUCCACCUCUUCAAGAGCUUCUUCGACGCAGGAAUCGCGCCGCACACCCGCAACGAGGACGGGGAUGUCGCCCUCUCCGUGAUGCUCCGUGUCUUUGGCAAGGAAAAUAAGACGGCGCAUGUGCUGCACUCCAAGUUGCCCCUCCUGGCCUUGUGUAUCGGAACGCUGCUCGAUCUCGGGUGCGACGCCAAUGCGUGCAACACGGCAGGGGAGCGGCCUGUCGACUACAUGACCCAUCUCUUGAGGCCGGACACGAGCCGUGGCAAAAGCGACAACGCCGAAUUCGAUGCGGCUGUGGCGCAUUUUUUGAGUGACCUUUUCUAUAUCCAUGAGAAACACGGAACGAUAUGCAAGAAGGAGGGCCUUUGGAAGCAGCUGUACGAGAAAUCGAGUGUGUGGCAGAGGGAUCAGCCGGAGCCACCUCCUGAGCUCCAUCUGGUUGCGUCUUCUCCUGGAGAUGAUGCUGCUCCUCCCCCAGGGGGUUUCUUGCACUCUUGGCAGCCUUGA